CCUGCUCCAUGGACCAGCCUCAGUUUACUCGUGGACUGCUUGAUACACAGUAAAUCUAUUAUUGCAUUGAACUCUGCCUGACUCUGCAUCUUUUUUUCAACAUUUGAAGUUCCAACUCUCCUUGUUGAAUUACACAUAUUGAAAAUAUAUAUUGUUUAAGUCCUGAAAUUUCAACUGGCCUAUAGUAGAGAAGAGCCAUCAUGUUUUUGUGUGCAACAAUGUUCUCUACAUUAUUUCUGCUUCUCUGCCUGACAGAGCAUGUGUUCGCCAAAGACCCUUCAGAUGUGGAUUGUAUUGUGGUGCAUUUGCACUCUGUUCACUGUUCCUGGAAUACACAGUGGACUCCAGAGGUCAAUUACACCUUCUACAGCUGGUUCAUUAAUGAAGAACCCAGUGAGUGCAGCACCUAUUUGUCAGAGAACAGCACAGUCACUGGAUGUAUCCGGCCCUACAAGAAAUCCCAGAGGUUCGACACGUUUUACACAAAACUAAUACAUGACCAACACACUUUUCAGACGGUCCAUGAUCUUAAAAACAGAGUCAAGUUAAAUCCACCAACCAACCUGACUGUCCAGAAUGGAUCAGACUCUAACCUGUGGUACAACUGGAAUCAGACCUCCACAUCCUGUGUGGAGAGUGAGGUCCGCUACAGGGUCAACUGCGAGAAGUGGCAGACUUCUGAGGUCAGUAUUGGGAGGCAGAGUUUCUCCAUCAACUUGCCAUCUAGCAGUGGACAAUUGGAGCUGCAAGUGAGAAGCAGAGUUACGUACGAAUGUGGAAAGUCUUUAUUUUGGAGUGACUGGAGUGAGCCUGUGAUGUGGAGUUCCAACAGUCAAUCAAUCUUUAAUUGUAAAGCGCCAAGUCACAAGGUCAUCUUAAGGCACUUUACACCUAGAGCAGGUUCUAAACCGUACUCUUCAGGUUUAAUUUAAAGAGACCCAACAUUCCCACAUGAGCAAGCACUUGGCGACAGUGGCACAAAGUGGGAAAAACAGUGAAAUUCCCCAAACGUAGUGUCUCUGAACUAUCUCUUUAACCAAAUCACACACAUUGAGGCUAUUCAUCAUGUUUUGAUAACUAAUUUAAUAUUUUUUCACUUAUAUUCACUGAGCCUCCUCUGAAACUGUUUGGAGCCCCCAUGGGGAGGCCCACCUCCCACUUUGAAAACAUCUGUUCUAUAACAUUUGUCCUCUUUAUGUUGCUUAAAUACUGUAAAAAUCAUCUUUUGUGUUUGUCUUUGUCUUUGAGCGGACCACAGUUCAAAGUCAUAACCUCAGGGCGAGUUGGGAAAACAGAAGCAGAUAGUAAAAUGGAAAAUAUUUUAUGUUUCCAGCUUUUCCAGAGGUGCAUUUGAUGGUAGAGGAGUGCCCUCCAGGAAGCGUUGCUUAGGAGGAGGGUGGGCGGUUUAGUAGGCAGAGAGUCCCUGUAGAAGUGACCAGGCCAGGAAACAUGUGGAUGUAGCACAUUAACAUACAACCCCAUCAUCUCCCUAAACCCUCCUGAAUCCAUGCCAGCAUCAGAACACAAGCCUCCUACUUCUCAUCAACUGAAAAGCUACAUUCAUCAUGUAGAGGUCAGGUUUGAAUUUCAGUGAAAAACAUGAUCAUUAGACAUGGACUAGUGCAAAUUUAGGUGUUACGUUGCUUGUAUUUGCUGAACAAACUAUUAUGUACUCUAAAGUAGAUUUGGUGACUGACGCACUGUAUGGCUUUUCCCUCCCUUCCUGUUCAACAUGAUGUAACCAUUUGAGUUCAUCCAAACCUCAUCAGACAUCUUAUGAUAGAUGGUAAAACCUAACUCACUGAUAGAUUUGGGUCUAUAAAAUGAGUCCAGUUAAUGACUGGAAAAGUUAACAAAUUCACCCUCAUUGUAGCUGAGACAGCAGAUGGAGAACCUUAAAGGACAGGCUCACAGCUUUUCAAGUCACUUAAAACAACAGCCAGAAGCCCAAUUAAACAUUGAACACAGGUUUUAUUUUCUGUAAUGAUUCCUCCUGUUCAUACUGGCCAUUAGAAGAUCCCUUAAUAGUGCACUUACAAUGUAAGAAAUGGGGGACAAAAUCCACAAUCCUUCUGUGCAAAAAUGUAUCUAAAAGUUCACAUGGAGCUAAUAUGAAGCUCCAACCAUCCCACCAUGAGUCAAAUCAAGUAGUAACAUUUCUUUUAAUGGUACAGUCUUUUAGGUGCUAAAAUCCCAAUUAUUCUUUCUUUUAGUAUCACUUAUUUGACCUACA
Messenger RNA from Scomber japonicus (chub mackerel), 2233 nucleotides. Its product is annotated as cytokine receptor common subunit gamma-like. Gene Ontology annotation, cellular component: external side of plasma membrane. Gene Ontology annotation, biological process: cytokine-mediated signaling pathway. Lineage: Eukaryota; Metazoa; Chordata; Actinopteri; Scombriformes; Scombridae. The record is from RefSeq and is a predicted model, not a curated record. Gene Ontology annotation, molecular function: protein binding; cytokine receptor activity. The transcript is spliced from 5 exons. Bases 201 to 932 code for a protein of 243 amino acids.